This is a messenger RNA of Plutella xylostella (diamondback moth), 1760 nucleotides long. Its product is annotated as alpha-amylase 1. The record is from RefSeq and is a predicted model, not a curated record. Gene Ontology annotation, biological process: carbohydrate metabolic process. Lineage: Eukaryota; Metazoa; Arthropoda; Insecta; Lepidoptera; Plutellidae. Gene Ontology annotation, molecular function: cation binding; alpha-amylase activity.
AUGAGACUAAUAAAUAGCUAUAAAAUUAAUAUCCUUAUUAUCUCAUAAUCAGUCAACAUCGGACCGUAAUAAGAAGGACGGACCUCUUGCAGGAUGAACCGCCUCAUCCUAAUACUAUCGGCUGUGGCCGCGGCCGCUGCCUACAAGAACCCCUACUAUGCGCCGGGCCACUCCGCCAUGGUGCACCUCUUCGAGUGGAAGUGGGACGACAUAGCUGAUGAGUGCGAGAGAUUCCUCGGACCCAAGGGAUUUGGAGGUGUUCAGAUCUCACCCCCUAAUGAGAACCUGGUGAUCUGGGGCAAGAACCGUCCAUGGUGGGAGCGCUACCAGCCCAUGUCCUACAAGCUGGUCACACGGUCAGGCAACGAGCAGCAGUUUGCUGACAUGGUGCGGAGAUGCAAUAACGCUGGCGUCAGAAUUUACCCAGAUGCCAUAAUCAAUCACAUGACAGGUAACGACCCUGAGAAUGUUGGAACUGGAGGCAGCACUGGUGACUUCCACAACUGGCAGUAUCCUGGCGUGCCUUAUGGCAGGAACGACUUCAAUUGGCCUCACUGUGUCAUUGGUGGCAACGACUACGCUUGUUGUGCUGAUAGGGUACGAAAUUGUGAGUUGGCAGGUCUCAAAGACUUAAACCAGGGCACUGAAUACGUUCGUGACCAAAUAGUUAACUACAUGAACAGGCUCAUCGACUUAGGUGUAGCUGGAUUCAGAAUAGAUGCUGCCAAGCACAUGUGGCCAGGAGACCUCAGCGUCAUCUACAGCAGACUUCAUAACUUGAACACUGCUCAUGGUUUCCCGUCUGGUGCUAGACCUUACAUCUACCAAGAAGUUAUCGACCUUGGAGGAGAAGCUGUGAGAAGAGAAGAAUACACAUCCUUAGCGGCUGUCACAGAAUUCAAAUUUGGACUGGAACUGAGCAAUGCUUUUAAGGGAAACAAUCAGUUGAAAUGGUUGUCCACUUGGGGACCCGCAUGGGGUCUGCUGCCUCACGAGGAUGCUUUGACCUUCAUCGACAACCAUGACAACCAGAGAGGUCAUGGUGCUGGUGGAAACAUUUUGACCUACAAGCAAGCAAAGCAGUACAAAGCAGCUAUAGCUUUCAUGUUGGCACAUCCUUACGGAGAGCCUCAACUGAUGAGCAGUUUUGACUUCUGGGACACCGAAGCUGGCCCUCCGAUGGAUCACCAUGGCAACAUUAUUUCUCCUUCUAUCAACUCAGAUAACACGUGUGGAAAUGGCUGGAUCUGUGAGCAUCGUUGGCGCCCAAUUUACCAGAUGGUUGGCUUUAGGAAUGCAGCCGGCAACACAGGGGUCAAUGACUGGUGGGACAAUGGAAGCAAUCAGAUCGCCUUCUGUCGCGGUGGAAAUGCGUUUGUCGCUUUCAACGGAGACUCAUGGGCUUUGAAUGAGAGCUUGCAGACCUGUCUGCCAGCUGGUACAUACUGUGACGUGAUCUCUGGAGAGAAGUCCCACCACUCCUGCACCGGCAAGACAGUGACGGUGGGACACGAUGGCCGCGCUCACAUCAACAUCUCACCCGGUGACUUUGACAUGGUCUUUGCCAUCCAUGUUGGCUCUGAGUCAAGACUGUAAUCACCAACAACUGAGUAUGAACACCACUGAUCUACGGAGACAUACUCAGAAGGUACUUCCUACGGCAACACAUCAUAAGUCAAAAGUUUUUCAUUAUAAUACGAUCUGAGAUUAUUUAUAAUACUAAAAUUUAUUCAUAGUAAAAUUAUACGGUUUACGGUAUA